AUGUCGUUCCUUCGCCUGACUCUGCUGGUCUGUCUGGUCGUGCUCGCGGUGGUGACGUCCGCCGUCGUCGGAGUUGUGGUCGAGAGCGACUGGUGCGACGACGUUCAGGCCGUGCACGUCCCCGUCGCCAUCUCCAAGGGCUCGCCCAUCACCACCGGCAACGGCACCGCGUGGACCGACGCCGGCGCCAGCGUGUGCACCCCGGUCACCUCGAUCGACAGCGUCUGGCGCAGCUACUUCACCUUCAACCCCGACGGCCCCGGCACUGUCAAGGUUCAAUGGGACGACAGGUUCUUCUUCGAGUUCGUGGUGGACCUGCCGCGCAAUGUGUGCAACGGCUCGUUCUCGAGCCCGGACAAGCGGGCCGUCGGCGGGUGCUACCCGUGCCAGCUCUACACCUCCAGAUUCGAAUGCUACUUCUACUGGCUGGGCCACUAA
Messenger RNA from Acanthamoeba castellanii str. Neff, 438 nucleotides. RefSeq lists its product as uncharacterized. The record is from RefSeq and is a predicted model, not a curated record. The coding region runs from base 1 to 438 and encodes 145 amino acids. The transcript has 2 exons. Lineage: Eukaryota; Discosea; Longamoebia; Acanthamoebidae.